Numida meleagris (helmeted guineafowl) is the source of this 20717-nucleotide messenger RNA. It is a transcript of the gene HS3ST4, whose product is annotated as heparan sulfate-glucosamine 3-sulfotransferase 4. The record is from RefSeq and is a predicted model, not a curated record. Gene Ontology annotation, molecular function: [heparan sulfate]-glucosamine 3-sulfotransferase activity. The annotation marks the transcript as partial. The transcript has 2 exons. NCBI's taxonomy places the organism in Eukaryota, Metazoa, Chordata, Aves, Galliformes, Numididae.
UCCGCCGCUCCGCCGCGGGCCUCCAACGGCAGCCGGGACGCGGGAGCCUGGACGCGGACGCCGCUGGCCCCCGGGGAGGUGAUCGCCGCGCAGAGCGGAGCCUUCGAGAGGGACCCGCAGGAGUCGAGCACCACGGACGAGGAGCUGAGCCGCGCCGGGAGCCGCGGUACCACGCCGGACUACGGCGAGAAGCGGCUGCCGCAGGCGCUCAUCAUCGGGGUGAAGAAGGGCGGGACGCGGGCGCUGCUGGAGGCCAUCCGCGCGCACCCCGACGUGAGGGCUGUGGGCACCGAGCCCCACUUCUUCGACCGCAACUACGAGAAGGGGCUGCAGUGGUACAGGGAUGUGAUGCCCAAGACGCUGGAUGGCCAGAUCACCAUGGAGAAGACCCCCAGCUACUUUGUGACCAACGAGGCCCCCAGGCGCAUCCACUCCAUGGCCAAGGACACCAAGCUGAUCGUGGUAGUGCGCAACCCCGUCACCCGCGCCAUCUCGGACUACACGCAGACGCUCUCCAAGAAGCCGGAGAUCCCCACCUUUGAGGUGCUGGCCUUCAAGAACCGGACCCUGGGGCUGAUUGACGCUUCCUGGAGCGCCAUCCGCAUCGGCAUCUACGCGCUGCACCUGGAGAACUGGCUGCAGUACUUCCCCCUCUCCCAGAUCCUCUUUGUCAGUGGCGAGAGGCUCAUUACAGACCCAGCCGGGGAGAUGGCCAAGGUCCAGGACUUCUUAGGCCUCAAGAGGAUUGUGACAGAGAAACAUUUUUAUUUUAAUAAAACCAAGGGGUUCCCCUGUCUAAAGAAGCCGGAGGACAGCAGUGCUCCCCGGUGCUUGGGCAAGUCCAAGGGUCGGACUCACCCCAAAAUAGACCCCGACGUCAUCCACAGACUGAGGAAGUUUUACAAACCAUUCAAUGUCAUGUUUUACCAAAUGACAGGCCAAGAUUUCGAGUGGGAGCGGGAAGAAAGUGAGAAGUAGAACCAAGAAAUCGGGAAGAGAGCUCUUUCCUUUUGAGAUGUGAAUCAUCAUUAGAGACCCAGAACUCACGCAGGGCUGAAGGCUUGGGCUUGUAAGCACAACACUUGCGUGGUCGGGGCUGCAGCUGGAGGCGAACAGCAUGGCCAGCUCUGAAACCUUGGUGACGUGUCACCUCUGAGGCUUUUGGCCUGGGCUCUCCCCUCCUGAGGGAUCAGGGAAUGGGCAGAAGGAGAAGGUGGCAGGAGUGCAGCUGUGGGUGGUGGGCACUUCGUGUCCGUGUUCUGCUGCUGGCGUGUCCCUGUGCCAUGCAGGCAGCAGCAGGAGGUGGCAUGUGGAAUCCAGCAGCACCGCAAACCAAGAGGUCUGAUUUCCCCCUCCCUGGCUUAAAGUUUUGCUCACGCAGCAGCAUGAGAUCUGGUGAAUUCAGGCCAUGCAUUCACAAGCACCUUGGCAUUUGUGUGUGGAAGGAAUAAAGCCAGUUAUGCUGCAAAGGAACUCUGUAAAGAAACAUAAUUUGCACCAGAUGUUCCGGUUACUUGUUGCACUAAAACUCGUACUUACCAAGUGCCACAAAACCUGGGCGCGAUUCUCCUCUCACUGGUGACUGCAGCUCCACUGAUGGAAGAGAAACAUUCUGACGUACGAGGAGAGAACCGUUCUAAUUCAUAGGGCUGCUCAGUGAGACCAGAAUCGGGGCCUUCCCCCCACAUUCCAAGGCCUCACUGCAGGUCCUGGGUGCUGCCUGGGGGCCGGGCGCUCUCCAUGGGAUCCCAGCCAUGGGGACAGCUGUCCCACCGUGGCCCUGGGUCUGUGGCUCACGUGCACCUCGCGGACCUGCUCCUGCUGCUGGCUGCUGCCAACGGGCUGCGCAAAGUCCCGAAGCAGCCUUUGUCUUUACUUCAAAUCCGUUACAAAAAAGCAGUUAAUUCCCAGGGUGAGCACUGCUCCGCAAACAUAUGUGUGUGUUCUAGUAGAAAUGACCGAGUCAUACGCUCAGCCAAAUUUGCAAAUCCUGGUAGAAGCUAUGGAACAAACCCGUAUCUUAACUGAAUCCUCAGCAGCGCGUCGCGAGCCAUGCGCUGGGACCAGCAGAGAGCAAGGCAGCAGCACUUUGAAGCAGCUGCUGCUUCCCUGACCGUUAUCGAGAGAAAAACAGAAAGAGAGAGCAAAAGAAAAAGUGCAGAGCUGUUGCUGUGGAAAUGCUCCCCUUGUACGGGUGAUUUCUAGCUCAAGUGUUGCUCCUGCCCUCCUGUAGGACUGCGGCUGCUGCACAGCUCCCGGUGCCUCGUGGUGCUGGGCCCUCGGGAGCAGCAGAGAUGCAGUGUGAGGUGGCUUUGGGAGGACCAGGACUCAGUUGUGAUUAAGGGGGGAAGAAAACCCCAUUGAUCCAACUAACCAAAUGAAAUCAGUGUUAGAUUAGCUAAAAAGCUGAACCUGCUCCAGGUUUCAUGGUCUGUCGUGUGGUUCAUUACACUAAAAGCAGAGCUGGUGCCUUGGACUGGGAGCAGAAAGAGCUGGAUUCAUUCUGAAAAUCUGCACCGUGGUCCGUGCUGGAGGGGCACAGCACAGCUCCCUGCUGAAGUCACAUCAGUUCAGCCUGGAUUAGGUUUAAAAACAGCUCCUGUCCUGGCAUUACCGUUUUUUACUGAUCCUCAGGCCCCCCAAAUUCUUGCUUGAUAAUUGGAAGUAUGUAAUAGGAAUAACUUCAUGGUGUGUCACAUGCUAUUAAAAUGUCAUGCCUUCUCCCGAGCGUGGGCUGCCCCAGUGCAACACAGCGUGAGCCGACCAAUGUACGCAGCAGGAGGACAAGGGCUGGGGCACACAGCACCGCACAUCUCCUUCGUGACAAUGCCUGGGAACCCACACCCGCGUCCCGCCACCCUCCUGCUCCGCACUUCUUGCCAUGUUUGCAGAGUUUUAUUUUUUAUACCAGCCAUGACCUCGAGCCCAUGGCACUGAGGGGUCGGGCUGUGGGGCUGCGCUCUGCUUGCUGAGACGUGUGCGGCUGCAUCGCCAAUGCGGCGCGUUGACAGAGGAGUUAUUUGGCCAGAGAGCGGCCUGCCGAAAGAGAGAGUCAGGUUAAUAAUACCUUUUUUUAAAACCUAUUCAAAUGUCAGCAUUACAAUACACGGGAAAUUGAAUUUUGUAUUUGAUUUCAAUUAGCAAAGCAUAAAUUAUAUUUAAUUUUAUACGCAGACGGGUGAUUCAUUGUUCUGGAGGGCUGGUGCUGCAUGGUUCAGAGACUGAAAACGGAGCAUUGUUGGUCUUUUCUGAAACCCAACCACUGUGCUCUCACCGCCUCCCAAACGCGUCUCUGUCUGUCCGUGUCCCUCUGUACUGCACAGUAUGAACAUCUCCAACUGCACACAGCACUAAACAAUAAAACGGUGUAGCAGCUGCAUUUCUGUGCUCUGUUCCUCCUCAGCCCCACAUGAGCCUGGAGGGGACCCCAGCUGUGAUCCCCCCUGGGCAAGCCUGGCCCCAGGACUGCACAGCCUUUGGGGGUGCAGAUCCCCCAGUGGUGAGCAGGCAGCAGAAAGCCCCGGCUGCAGCCCUGCAAUGGGGUAUCCCGGUGGGCAGGGGGUGUUCCUGCACUGGUUGCAGCCAUCCACUGCCCUCCCAGUUCCAGGGGCAUCGCCAAAGCCAUGGGGAGCAGAUCCCUCGGCAGCACCUGGGAGGUUUCCCUCGCCGCUGAUGGAGGGUAAAGCAGUUUGUAAUGAAAGCAGGGAGAGGGCUGGCUGCCAGGCAAAGAAAUUAGGGGGAAAAUUUUUUUAAUCCUAUUUUGUGUGCACAAUUUCCUGCUCACUUGAAAAAAAGAGCUAUUUUGCAGCACGGCCUUCUUGUGUCAUCUGAUAAAACCGCUAGAAAACUUUUAUCAACAAAAUUAGGAAGUAGUGAACUAUAAAAUUGCUAAUUAUUUUCUAGUAAAUUUACUUUUAAAUAACUUUAGACACCAAUUACAGGCACCAUUAGGCACCAUUAACACUGGGUGUAUUUACCAAACAACAGCGGAAUACUUAUUAUUCAAAUCAAGACCAUUUUGGUGCAGAUUUUGCUGUUUGGAAAGCAGUCCCUUCUCACCAGAUGUUUAAAGAGCUAUCAAAAAAUCAAUCACACCUGAGGGGUGCUCAGAUGCACAACACCUGGGCUGCAGGUGCACGCAGUCCACCCCUCGGGACAACCCCUGUACAAUCACUGCCGUGUCUCAGAGCUGCAGCUUUCUCUUCCCAUGGGGAGGGGCUCUGGGUGGACCCGUGCAGCUCUGCUAAGUGCCAUGCAGCUCUGCUAAGUGCCAUGCAGCUCUGCUAAGUGCCAUGCAGCUCUGCUAAGCCUCCCUCGCUGCAGGAUCCCAUAGCCCCGCACCGGGCUGAGCGCAGUACCCCAUAAUUGGACGUUGCCAGGCGGCUGUCAGAGAGCUGGCUGCAGAGCUGCUACCUGCUCCCAUUCCCUGCUGUUCUCUUUGACAUCCUCAUUAUUUAUUAACUGCCCUGUACCCAACAGGCUGCCACCGAUGCAGAGAUGCUCUUAUUAUGCAGCUCUGCUGCUCUGCCUGCCGUCCAAGGUCACCUCCUCCAGGACGUUUCGCAAACCAGAUUGAAGAGGUUCCGGCAAAAAUGCAACAUGUUCUGUACAUGUCGGUGCCAGGUUUCAAACAGAGCCCUUUGAAUGAGGUAGCGUACAAGAUGAUGAUAUAAGACCCUGUUGCUUACUGUUUUCCUCUAUCCUGCGUGCAGCUGAGGCUUCUGCACCUACAUCAGCAAGCAGGGGAAAUCAGAGCAUCAGGCAAGGGCUCCAGCCUUUGGCUUUCACACGCUGGAACAAAGAGCUGCUCUCUAACACCAAGCCCAGGAAGAGAGCAACGCAAGGAUCAUUUAAUGGCCAAGCUGCAGAUCCGCGAUGACCUGCUCUAGCUGCCAGCACAACAGAACUGCUCCUUCCAGCCCCCAUCCCUGCCCGCCCCGACCUGGCGCAGCAGCACCACAGUGCUCAGUGCCAAAAGCUGCGACCCCCAGGCUCCCAGGCUGGCUUACCAAAGCAAAGUGAUGCUCUCACUUCCCCCUGCUUGGCACAGUGUUUUCUGCCACCCUCAGGUGGAAGACUUGAACUCAGAAGGAAUGCUUUGAUGAUCACUUCACUGCAGCUCUGUACCACCACCAGGGAUCUUUUGGAAGGUUUAGGUGCAAUGCAAGGUCUAAUGGGCACAUAGGGACGAGCACUUCCCAUGUGCGUUUAGGGUAGGGAUAGAGCUGCUGGAUCAGAAGGCUUUUCCCCAGAAAGGUUUACCUACAGAUUCACAGGAAUUGUGCUGUAACCCAGCAAUACACUGGGACAUCGGAGCUCAGUACAGCUACAGUGAGCACUGAGAUGCCCCUGCUGCCUGCUGGGACCUGGAGUCCCACGGCCACUGCCCCUGCACGGGACCUGGGAGGGGGAUGGAAUGGAAUUGGGGACACCCCAGCACCGCAUUUUGCAGCUGAAGUCUCUGUGUGCAGAGAGAUGGAUGGGAAGUUGAAGAACCAAAUUAAUAUGGUAAGUAAUCCUCUCCCUUUAGCAAUAGCUUUCCGCAUGAAAUAAUGGCGUAAUGUCUAACUUUCCCUCGCAUACACAUUUCCUCAUAACAAACACUUAUAUGAUAUGCAGCUAUUUGUGUUUCAAGGCAAAAAGCGUGUAGUGUAAUGGACUCUAUUCUGACUAUUUGUCCGUAAAGAAAUCUCACUGUUUCAUGGGAAACAAGGAAAGACAUUAUACUCAGAGACAAUUUCUUCCUGUUAAAUCCAUUCUUUACCUUUCUCCCUAGUUCUGCAUUAGAGGAGAUGUCUGCAGGGCUCUGCUGCCUCUGCAGGAGUGUCUGCAGUCGGGACAGAAGCACUGUGCUGCUGCAUAGGGCUAAGGAGAAGGAAGUGCUCGGCUCUGCUCCUUGUUUCUCUUUCCACAAGAUUAAUAGCCAGAGUGGCAGGGACAGAGAUUUGUCCUGUACAGGGACUUGUCUCUGUGGAUGUUGCUCUCCACACUGCUCUGAGGCAGAUCCUGCAAACAUCGACAUCACGCAGAAGAAAUGAGCUUUUCUCCGGUGGUGACACACUGCUCAAAAGCACUGAUCCAGAUAACAAGAGAGAUGUCUGUGUAAUGAAGGCAAAUGACACAUCUGGCAAUUUUCCACCCAACUGACAGAGAUAAACAGUUAUAAAUAUACCCCCAUUAAUGGGGUAAGCAUCCUUCACAGCCUGUCUGGAGAGCCGCGGGGCUGCGGCACAGUGACGCACGGUACCAGGUGCCACCGAGCGGUCGGAGCCGUGUCCUGGUGCUGACGGAGGCACAGUGGUGGCAGUGGGGUGCCAGGCAGGACGAGGGGCUGCACAGCUGCACACACACACGGGGCAGUGCUUCCAGGGCAGGGGAGUGGCCCCAUGGGUGCUUCACGCUCACCAUAAGACACUCCCGUGGCACCACGGAUGCUCGUGGUUCACUGCUCAGAAGUUGGCUUUGGCUUAAGAGCUCUCAGCACCCCCUGAGCCAGCUGCAGUGGUCUCUUAAUCGUAAACACUGGCACCGCAGCAGCCGCCCCUUGGCAUGCGAGCAGCCUGAAAAGACAGUUCAUGAGUGACUCUGCGAAAGGGCUCGAUCUGGGCUGCAGUUUGGCCACUCUCCAGUUCACGCAAUCUGUCCGAGUUCGCAAAGAGCAGGUCCUGCUGAGGAGGGCUUUGCAGUUUCUAGAUAGCUGAAGUGCGGGUACGGCAGCAAAUACUCUGCUCAUCCAUUUGGUUGGAGGACAUCCCUACAGAGUAAGGUUGAGAAAUGGUGCAACUAACAUUUCCUUAUAGCAAGGCUUAAUAACAAAAUCAUAAGUCUGGUGUCUUCCUCCAAGGCAUGACAACUUGCGUGGCAAAGUAGAUUUGCUGGAUUUACAAUAUGGGAAUUACUCAUAGAAAGGAAAAAAACCAACAACCCUAUGCUCCCAGAGAUACACGCUAAAAAUAUUCUAUAACUCAGAGAACUGUGAGUUUAAUCUCCAUUCCAUAUAUCCUCCGUUCUUUGGGUGGUGAGACCCUGGCACUGCUGCCCGGAGAGCUCAGGGUGCCCCAUCCCUGGAGGUGCCCAAGGCCAUGGAGAGCCCUGGGCUGGUGGUUGGCAGAGGGAUUGGAACUAGAUGAUCUUUAAGUUCUCCCCCAACUUGAGAUUUUAUAAUGCUGUAAGGAAAAAUGUCUUUUCAUACAUCUCAGCGAGGCGAUGGAAUAUGCCACUGGCUCGUCCCACUGUCUUAAUCUGUCUGCAGUGGCGGAGCUCCCAAACCAGCAAGGUACCAUAAAAAAAAAUUCUCACUUUCAGAUGGGAGGUUUUUUUUUUGCAUUUCGAAUAUAUAAACAAAGAGCCAGGCCAAAUGAUGGACUCACAGCCCUGUGCUCGUGGCAUCCCUGUGAGCUCUGCAGGAGCACGGGGCUUCUGGAGAUGUAACCAUAGACCCGGUGCACCACUGCUCCAUUCCCUCCUCUGCCCAAAUGCAUCUCUCUGUCCUUAGCUCCUUCAGUUCCUGGCCUGAUUGCAUCUGUCAAAUCCUUUCUGUUAGAGUCUUUUUCUCCCUGGUUUUGAAGCACUCUCCCAUCCUCCCUUCUCAGCUGUGCCCAGGUGAUAGCAAACAUUCCUGCUGUGGAGCUUUGCAGUUUUCUGCUCUGGAAAGCACCUGCAGCUCCAUCAGUCAUUUUGGUGGGGCUCUCAGACGAUAUUUGCAGUUCCCUUUGGAUUCCCUUGGCAAGCACUGAGUGCAGACAGAGCUGUGGUAAUGGAGGUGCCGGCUCACAGCCCAGUAGUGAUGGAGCUGGAGGAAGCAGGCACAGAGCUGGGAGGCAGCGGGCAGAGAUGAUGCUCGCAGCACGGUGCCCGGUGCCAUUUACACCAUGGGUUUCUCACAGGUUACAAACAAUUAUUGGUGCUUUCCAGCAUCGCCUGGCACAUAUCUGUUACUGGAGCCCUCCUGGUGCCAUGGAGGAGCGCUGCUGUCUGUGGGGACAGCUGCUUGCAUCCAGCCCACAUGGUACCUACAGCUUCAUUCAUAUUCACAUUCUUGUUCAGUGUUUAAUAAGUUUGAGUAACUUUUUGUUAAGCAGCAAGAAAAUAUUUUCCAGGGGAAGCUAAUUCCAGCACAUCCUCCUUGUGUAGGUUUGAUGUUAUGGAACAGUGAGCCUGUUGAAUUAAUUAGCAACCUGCACUGCACUUCCUCAGCCCAUCUGCAUACUUCGGACUGAGGGAAGCCUCCAGGUGCAGGUGCUCGGGCUCCAGGUGGGCAUACACAGUGCCAGCAGCUGUCCCAUACCCACGGGCUCUGCAGGUGACCUGGAGUCACCUCACCCCACUCUCAGGUCAAACUGUGGUGAGCGGGGCCAGCAAGAGGCAGCGUCGCAUUCCUCCAGGAUUUGUGUCCGUCUGCUCCCAUCCCAAACCCAAAGUGGGGCUGCCCCACAUUAGGGCCAUGCCAGCCCCGUGGCCCCCAGCUGCGCCGUGUGCAAGGAGGAGCAGAGCCGCCCACAUCUCCCUCCUGGGCUGUGUGCAGAGAAAGGCACGCGCGCGCUGCUGGGAGCCUGGCAUUUUUUCAUCUUGGCACAAAAUUCUCCCAGAGAUGAUUAUUUGAAAGAUGAGUCACCAAAUACAAUAGCAAAGACACAUCCUUGACUUACUGGCAGAGAAGAGAGAUGUGACCAGCAUUAAGUCUCUGUGCAAUGUCUCCAUCACACAGCGUCUGGCGUUUAUUCCAAACAGCUCUCAGUCUUGAGCAGGAUUGUCCUUUCACAUCAGAAAUCCAGCUGCUUUUCCAUCUGAAACAUUCCUUAAUGAAAGGCAUGUGCACGGAUGCAAAAAUCACUGGGUUCUGGUGCUUUGCUCUGUACAGCCACAGUCUUUAAAGUAUGUUUGUAGGAACACACACGCACACAUGGAUACACACUGACCUCUCUGCACUGAGGCUGUGCUCUGAAAUGGGGCAUAAAUUCCAGCUGUCUUCUGGGAGCUGGUGGGCUCCUCAUGUUUUUCAGAAUUUUCUCAGUCUUUCCGUUCCUCUGUCAAUCUAUUUCAGUGUCUGCCCAGCGUCUGGUUAGGAGCAGACCUUGAGACAAUGAAUGGAGAUGCAAAGCAGAAGAGAUGCUGCUUUGCACCACAGAGCACAGCACUGGGUGCACCUGUGUGCAGCGCACAGACAGCGGCCGUGGCAAAGGCACGGUGCCCUCCAGGCAGCUUCUGGGAGCUGCACUGCUCCUGGAAACCUGCGAGUGCCACGGAAGGGGAUUGCUGCCUUCUAGACUUUUCCAAUUCAACAGCAUCUCUGACCUUGAUGAUGUUGGUUUAACUAGAAUAUGAAAUGCAAAUAUAGCCUCAGCUCAACAAUUCUGGCACCCAGCAAAGAGACUGAAGGGUGGAACGCUUCCCAGAAGGGUCAGCGAGAGCAGGAAAAAUUAUAUAGAGCAAAUAAACAGAAUAAAAUGCUUCUCCAUUAUCCUGAUGCGCAGGGCUGCAGCUCCAGGGGACUGCAGGAGCCUGCACUGCUCUGAGCUUACACUUAAGGACAAGGGGCUGAUCAGGGAAGGAGCUGAGGGCAAGGAGACAAGUCGCUCUUAGGUUACUGUGCAGCAGGACAGCCACCCUCCCGCCCCUCAGCUGUCCCCACCUCCUCCAUCAAUGCGCCCCGCAGCCAGGGCAGCCACCCUGGGAAUUAUUUCCUUGGGAUCUUGGGCCAGAUCUUAGGAAAGGGGUAAAGAUGCUGCCAGGCUGGGCAGGGCAAAGUGUUCCUGCCCCACGGCUGAGCCUCCCUACGCCUGGAGGAGCGCUGUGCUGCCCUGCGCUGGCACCUGUCCUGGGCACUGCUGUGAGCCACCAGCAGCAGCCAAAGGGACAGCAUCCUGCAGCUGCCCCUGCCCACACGGAGCCCCACGCUCUGCCCCACACAGGGGCACAGCCAGAGACAGACAGCGCCGGCAGUGCCCGAGGGCCGGGUCCGGAACCACCUCACUGAGGCAUCUGCAGUGCCACCGUGACUUCAUUAAAAAUUUAGAACACAAAUUACAACAUUCACCCGGGAAGAAUUGCUUUCCUACCAAUUACAGUUAAUGGGGUAAAAUUAAUGUACCAAUUAAUAUGGCUGCUUCUAAAACUCAGUCUAAUAUGUUAAAUACUGUUCCUGCCUCUGUAAAUGCAGCAAAAUAAAGUGAUGAUCAGGAUGGGAGCUAAUAAAGUUUUGCUCCUCUGUACUUAAACUAUUUGGCAUCGCUGACUUAAGGCACAAGGAAAAAGGAGAUUAUUUAACAUUUUAAGGUUUGUAGGACCCAUAAAUCAUUUCAUACAUGCCAUAUUUGUUGAAGAGGAUAGAAUACAUUCAAUUUUACAGUAUAUUAAACUUCAUCUAAUUUGAACGUAAGAACAGACCAGCAAAAUAAAUGACCAAUUUCUGAAGCAGAAAUUACCAUUUGGCUGCUGCCAUUAUGAAGCUGCUGGUAUUUUAUCAUGUUCUUAACAUAAUAUUGCUUGUCUAUUGAUGCAUAGUUAUAGUGCUAGUCCAAAUUGGAAGGCGGUGAAAGAGGACAGUGCGGAGUUUUUUUUUAAUAGGCAUCAUUUGUCAGAUGUUAUUUCAGAGGUCUUUGCACUGAUGAUAAUAUGCAGAUUAAAGCAGAAGUAAAUAGGAAAAGAAAAAAAAAAAAAAAAGAGAGAGAGAAAAGAAAAGCAGAAAGGGAAUGAGAAUUCCAGUGCAUUCCGCUGCGGCAGACGAGAGGCAGGCAGGUGGACCGGGCCCCAGCGGGUACAGAUAACAGUAAUUAAUCUGGGUUGAAGGGUUUCUUUGGAAGCCCCCGCGGAGCCUGACAAAGGGAGGAGUCCUCCGCUGCAUCUCAAUGCUGCGGGGCCGCGGGGACGGGCGCAGCGCUCGGCCCCAGCUCCGCGCCCGCGGUGCCUCCCGCCCCGCACCGCCCGCAGGAGCCACAAAUCUGAGCGCAAAUAAAAAUUAUGUUUAGUUUGCAAAACAGGAGGAAGGCAUCUCCAUCCUCUGGAGUUCAUUGUUCUGCUAGACUUGGUAUUAUAGCGGCAAUAUAUUAAAGGGAAGAAAAAUCAGCUGGCCGCGUUGCGUGCGGAAUGACAAUGGGAAGCCACAAACAUGAUGGAGGUGCGGCGGGCGGAGGAGGGCUCUGCGGGCACGAUGAGGGCCGGGGGGAAGGGGCCCAGGGCAGAGCCCGCAGCCCCGGGGCACACAGACUUUUCACUGGAGCGGCUUCUGGGAAGAGGUGCUGGCAGCCGGGCUCUUGUCCUGCUGCACAGCGCAGCUCUCUGCCCGCAGCAGGGCAGUACCAUGCUCCAGCACGGUGCCCACAGCAGAGAGCAGCUGGCACCGAACAAGCCCCGCUCUGAAUGGAAUUCCUUGAGAGCAACGCGGUACUGAGCAGCAGGAUGCGUGGGGAUCGUUCCACCGAAGGUGCACGAAAGAUCUUCAGCUCGUAUCCAUGACUUGUGUUACAUAUGUAAAGAUUUUCCCAGAAGGUGCAUACAUAUUCAAUAUUUUCCCCCCAGAUCACUAACAUAAGGUUCCACAGGCCAGGGAACCACUACAGAAGCUGUAAAUUCCCUUUUCUUUGCCUCGUAUGAUGGUUUUGCACGUGCGAAUUGCAUUAGCAACCUUUGAGAUAUCCAGGUGCAUCCUCAGGAUACAGGAACAAGGUGGUCAAGGAAGCAGACGUACCCUGCAAGCUGCAAAGGAGGGAGCUGUUCUGCAACGAGGUUUUAGGUCACGCCAGCAUUUCACAGAGCCACCCAGACCCUGCGCCUCCUUAAACCAAACGAAUUGCUCGGAUAUUAGAGCUGAAACCAUGCUCCAUGACUGCAAAUCUGUGCAGGGAUAUAUUGUGCUAUAACAUAGAUUUCAAUUACUUCCCAACCUUCAGCGAGAUGAUGCGACAUUACGCUCCACUGUCAGAGUUUGCCAGCAUGCCCUUACUUUUAUUUCUCCUGUUAAAUAUGGUCUUUGUUGCGCUUCAUUGAUCUCUGAGCAUAUUCUGCUGUUUACAACUUUGAUAAUCUUUGUGUAAUCUUCAGGGGUAAUUGAAUUCCGACAAACAUAGCUGAAUUUUAAACACCGCACUGAUUUAAGCACAUUGAAAAGCCACGAUGUGAAAGUCAACCCUGAAGAGAGGAACCAGCACUGCAAACCUGGGGGUGAGCCAGGCCCAGAGCCUGGGGAGCAGCUGAGCAAGUUGGAGGACACAGCUGUGUCCUACCCCAGAAUUUAAUCCCAGGCAGUAAAUAUCACUGCAUUUAAAGAUUUCUGUACAUGCAAAUGUCAAAAGCUUCAUCUCUACUGCAGAGUUCCACGGAAUUCCACAGAGCUGCACUGCUAGGACAGGAUGCAGUCAGAAACUAUCAAUCUUGGCUUCAGUACCCAGGGAAUUGCCCUUGUACAGAUAAAUUAUUGUUUUUAUGGGCAUGUUUUGUGAAUUAGGCAAGGGGGAAAAUGUUCCAGUUGGCUUUCAGUGUGAAAGUUUCUUCGCAGAGCCCUAGGGGCACAUGCACAGUGCUUUCAUAAUCAUUAUUGUUAUUUACUACUUGCCUAGCACCAGGACCAUGCUGAGCACAGCGCUGUGCAGCGCGGCCAUGCACCACCCCCGCCCCCAGGCACUGAGCUCCCAGGGAUGCCAGCACCAAGCAGACCCCCCACCUUUGGCAAAGGCAUUCCCCCAUCCUCUGCUGACCAUCCCUGUGUUGGUGAUACCUCCCCUUCGGUGGGUGGAGAAACAGAUGUCUUGCUUGAGGACAUCAGAUUUUUGAUGCGUUUCCUACAAACUUUAAUUUCCCAAACCGUCCUCAUUCAGGAUGCAGAGGGAUCGCUUGGGUAUGGUAUGAAUUAGUAUGCGAGCAGAUCUCCUCCUGCAAGGGGAUGAGCUCCGCCAGACGAGAAGGAGCCUCCAAAAUCUCAGUGCUGGAAGGGAAAAGCUGCCGCUCUCGCGCUGUUUGUGCUGGAGCCGUCUCCAGUUUAUUGCAGUGGCACACGCACAGCCUUGGCACAGCACAGACAUUCUGCCGAAGGGUCUGUGGAGGACGGAAGGGUCUCUGCACAAUCGAAAGAAAAGGAAUUAAAGGGUUUCUGGCUAGAGGAAAAGGAGAGUGAAUUUAAUCAGAGCUGCUGUGAUUUGGAAAUCCAAUUGCACUUGUCCAUCAGCAAAGGCAGCACCAGGGAAGGGCACCCAGAGGCCACGGGCAGGGAGUUGGGGUGCAGCUCCCCCAGGACGGGAGGUGGUCCUACUGCAGAGCCCAGGGCUGCACAGCUCGGCGGGGCUUAGCAUCCAUCCCACUGCACGCUGCAGGAGGAGCACUGGAGCAGAGCUGCUCUCCCUCCCACACGUGUUGUAUUUUCCAAAUUAAAGAGCAGAAUUACAAUGAGACCUGACAUUAAAUUCCAUAAAAAGUCAAGCUAAUCAGUGACCAAACCUGUAAUUGAUUCUUUUGCUAGUUCAAUACUUAAUGCUACAUGUUAAGCAAUAGGAUUCUACAAUUUGCUAGCACUUCACUUACAGAGAAUUAAGCAAUAAAAACCCAUUCUGAGCACAAACAGCCCAGGAAGGAGCUGCAUGCGCUGGUAAGUGAAUGAGCCAAUAAAGCCGCUCAACUCUUCCCACCUCUUGUUUUUCACAGUAGAUACUCUGUAUAUCUCUGUAUGAUACACGAAGCACCUUUAACAAACACAAGAGCAGUUGGAAGCCCCUCUCCCGAAGACCACCUCGAGACACGCAGAGCUGCUAAUGAACCCCGGAUGGCAAACAUCCGUGCCCUUGGGUGCAGGUGGGCUGGAGGGCACCAGUUGUGCUGCAGUGCGAGGAGCACCAAGAAUCCCUGGGUCUGCCCGGCCUCCCAUGUCUCCUCCUCAGGUCUCCCUUCCGAGCCCAUCUGUGCUGGGCCCUGAGCAGCAGAGACACGCUUCAGAAAUACAAUUAUUGUAGCGGCGACGCCCACGCUCCCGGUCUCGGUGGGGGUUAGACGUCCUGCUGCGAUGAUUCAGGGAAUCCGUCGAGGCACAUUUUAUGAAUUCCACUGAAGCUGUGGAAUUGCUGCAUGAGAUGAAUACCUCAAGGGUUGUCAUGUCAGCCACGUGCUAGCAGAGCUGCUUCACACUGCCCAGACCAGGGAGAGUAGCUGCCCAAAUAGCACACUGCUGCUUUCAGCAUAACCCUGCCCUGACUGUGUCUCACCCAAAGCCUACAACAGCACACACUACAGACACAGAUUAACUUUUCCAGGCUCAUUCUGAGGGCAUUUUCCAUGUGACAGCAGAGAUGCUGCAAAGGUGCCUCCAGAGCCGCCUUAGCCAUCCCCAGAGGGUGCGUGGCUGUGGGGACGGCAGAGCCUUCCCAGCAUGGAGCCAGCCAACCUGCUCGUCACACACAGCUGCUCUUUGCAGAAGAAAGAGCAGAGCCAGAAGAGCCCCAUUAGGACCAGCUCCACCUCUCAUCCCAAACCCCUUAUCCAAACCUCAGUUUGAAUAACGCAGGUUAACGCCGCUGAGACAUGUGGCAGUGCAAAUCCAAUCGUGCUGAGCUGGAGGGGAAAGCAGAAGUACAACCCCACCAGGAGGCAACAGCAGCCAGCUGAAGGGUGCUUAGCAGUGGCACAACCCCACGGGGCAGCAUCGCCGCUGCCUGAGCACCUGCAGCCAGCGCGGGACGGCCCUCGAGAUCCGAUCUGCAGAACGCACCUGGCUAAUGAGUUCGUGCCUGACAGAUGUAAGCACCAGGCAUUUGUACAGUGCGAAGAUGCAUCUGAGCACUUGUCACUAAAGACAUAAGGGAGUGCUGUGACCACGCAUGUGACGUGUCCCCUAUCAGUUACGAGCACAGCCAUUGCUUUCUGCAGGCAGGCUAUGGCAGUAGCUGAGGAACACAACGACUGCUGCUGCCUUGCAGACUGUGUGGUGAGGACGUGCAGCCCAGCACCCCUGUGCACGUACCUGACUUGUAUGCAUCUUUUCCACACAUUCAGCAGAUACUUUUGUUCUGACUCGGAACCAUUAUGCCCAUUUAUCACACACAGAUAAGUAUUUUCCAUCAGUUAUUUGCUGAGGUUGUCACAACACCAGUGAUGGUGAUUCUUACAAUAUCCAAUGUCUGAAAAAUUUGUGUCCAUGAAUUCUUAGAAUAAGCAAAAUGAAAAAGUGCCCAACAUCUCUGUUUGCUUCUGUUCAGGUUUGGAGUUAAGGUGACAUUAUGAAGCCCUGGAAAACUGUAAGGAGACAAAUAAGGAGCUUGAUAUUUAGAAAGGAUGAACAGAAGAGCUGCCCUCAGGGGAGUUACAGAGAUGUUUUAUAAACUACUGGGGAGUAACUGCAGCCAAGGAAAAAUAAUGGGAAAACUCAAGAGGAACCUAUAAAGAUUUAACAGGUGGGAUAAUUCCAGUUCACACAGAGCAAUAGGAAAUAAGCUUGUCAAACCACCCCCACUCCCUCGAUGAGAUUACAAGUUUGGCUGAUUAAGGCAAUUACAUUGAUGUAACUGAAUUCUGCCAGUUCCUGGGCUCCAUAGCAUAUGCCACUGAAAUAUUGUGCUCCACAACAGCCUGCACUGAACGGACUGCAGCAGCCAAAGGCAGUGCUGCUGGGGCAAGGUAAGGUGGGGAAAAUAGGAAAUCCUAGCACACUGCUUUGGGGGCACGCCACAGGAACACCUCAUCUCUUCUCCAUCUGUGCUGCAGUGAGGUGUGCAAGUUGCAGAGAGGGAGCGAGAGCCACAGAACACAGUUGAAAAGCUCAGGAUGACAACUGCUAUUGAAAAGCGAAUCCUGCCUCAUAUAAGCCAAAGAGCAAGUGCCAGCAGUAGCCCUGGAAGUCAGUUAGGGAGCUCGGGUCCAUCCCGUGGGCAUUUGGAGGAUUCAGCACCGCUUCGGCACGGUCCCGUCCUGCCCGGCAGCAGCAGGCAGUGUCUCUGUGCCCAGAUGCGGAGAUCUGAGAGCCCGGAGCGCUCCCGAAACAGGAUUCUGGGGGCAGGGGCAGCUCUGCCCCCCACCCCACCUGGGCCGCAGCGAGUGCCCAGGGCCAUGCCUCAGCCUGAGUGUUUGGCGCUGUCAGCAACACUCCCCUACAGCACUGAGGUUUCUGCUGCAGCCCGGAGUCCUCAACCAUGAAAUUAUAUAGCUCUACCUUGACCUCUGAUUUUCUACAGUUAAUAUCUCCUAGAGAAUAUACACCGCGGCUCAGGGCCAUUUCUCUGACUCAGCCAACGAGAAAUGCCAUCUCCAAGCGUGCCCCUGCUAACUCACUGGGAUGCCGUUCCCAAAUGCCUCCCGUGCUCCCACCGCACCCCGUCCCCUCCCCAGGCGCAGCUCUCCCUCCUGCCCUGCCUGCAGCAGCAGGGAGCCACCAAGUGCCACAGGACGGCUUCAAAGUGCUGUCUCAGGCUCCGGGAAGGGAAAUCUCACUCUGCUGCUGCUCUCACAAUCAAGACACAUCGGAUCUUCCAGGAGACUGAUAGAGAGGGGACGCUGGUGUCAUUAUCGAGUUAAUUAGAAAAACUCAAAUGGAGCUUUAAACAUUUUUAUAAUACAUUUGUGGGCCUUUUUGGCAGGAUUAUUGCAUCUUUUGGGUUUCCAUUUCCCAUUAAAGCAUUCUCAGUAGUGCAUAUAUAAAAGCCAUGUGAUCUUGGCUCCUUGCUGUUUUUCCUUUUUUUUUCUUCAAGACAUUUUUUUGGGGGGUAAGAUUUAUUAAAUAUUGUAAUCAGUUAAAUUCUGGCAGCUUAAACAUUUUCUUUAAUAGCCUUGUUAAAUGUGGAUUAGAUUUAAAAUCCCUGCCUCUGAACUCCUGAGCAGUAGUAUUUAUACGCAGCGUUAAAAAAAUUAAAAGCUUUACAAAGUGGUAAUUACUCCUCUGCUGUAGGAGAAAAGAGACUGACUCUCCAUGUUAUUUUAUGGCAAGUUUUGCCAUGCUUGCAGGGAGUGCUGCACAGAAACGCAUGUGGUGUUGAACCCCAGGACAACUUUCAGGUGGUACAUUGAGGGCAGCUGAAGCAGGGGGAAAUCCCUUUCCCAGCUCACCCUGCCCAUGCCCCUUGCAGCAGCUCUGUGCUGCUCCAGGCUGCACACAGUGAGCUCUGCAUGCUGCAGACAAACAGCUCUGCACUGCUGCUCCCCUGAGCCAAGCACAGGUGCUGCUGUGAGCCGGGCUGAGCAGUGCUGAGCAUUGCUGCAGGGAUGAGCAUUGCUGCAGGGGUGAGCAGUGCUGCACAGGUGAGCAGUGCUGCAGGGCCGAGCAUUGCUGCAGAGAUGAGCAUUGCUGCAGGGGUGAGCAGUGCUGCAGAACAGCCCCUCGAGGUGAGCACAGCAGCACAGAGGACCCCACCGACUGCUUCAGCCCCAUCUGGGCAGCACCAUAACUCUUCAGUUCGUCUUGUUGAAAGCACAAGUUCUGCUGAAUAUUUUUGAGGAACAGAAGGUACCUUUGGGAACCUUAACUGGGUUUUAAUGAAGCUUUUUGCCAUUGAAUGUAAGUCAAUUUUCUUGGAGUGAUUACCCUAUCUCUGGAGGGUAUUGUAGGAAUAGAUGAGAACUAGAGAGGGACAGGAAUAAUAUCAGGGGCUGAAAAAAAAUCUCAAAUAAGGACAGACAGGAAAACAAGGUAAAAAGAAUGAAAAAAAUAAUGAAUGAUCUUGAGAAGACAAUCUGGGAGCUCCUCUUAUCCCACUCUCAUAAUAACGGAAGAGGAAACAUGAUGUUGAAUUAAAAGCAGGAAUAAAAUGGUGAUAGAAGAGAAGUACUUUUCUCAUGUGAGCUGUAAGAUGUGGGAGGUCUCAGCACUGCACAGGCACCAGCAUGCAGCAUGAGUGUGCUCCGCAGGAACCAGGGCUCUGCGGUGCCCAAAACACACAGAGCACUUCCCCACGCUGGGACUACAGGGAACAAGAGGGGAACAUCUCAUGGCUUUUGUCCAGGCUGCAGCCUGGUCUGACUUUCACAUUUUGUAGGCAAUUAGCUGUCAGCUGUGUUGGCAAGGCAGGGUGACUUGUCUAUAAAUGGCAGACACCCUGCCCUGCUCUGCAGUUUCCUUGUUAGACACAGUGGUGAGCAGAGCAGGCAGCAGAGUGGGGUUCUGCAGCCUCCACCACAUUUGCAGUUGGCUCUUUUCAGGCUGCUCCGAGAGUGAUGUGUGCCACCUCUGCACCUCCGCCCUCAUCUCCUGCACAGUCCUACAGAGGCAUGCAAAGGAGCUGCACGGAGCAGCCAGAUUGCUCCAAGAUGGGGACACCGCAGCUCCUGGAAGGAGGGCAGGAAACCUUCCUGUGCAAAGCAGGGAACUGUGACAACCAAAGGUUGUAUACGUGUAUACGUGGGGAUCCCUCCACUUGCAUAAGUGCAGCCCUCAGUCCUGUCCAGCACAGGCACUGAUGUCAGGAGACAAAAGCGUGGUGGAAGGAUGCUCUGCGCUGCCCCACCACACUGGUGCUGUGUGCCCAUCCCAGUGCCAGCGUCCGACCUCAGCACUGCUGGUGGCACCCACAGGGACCAUCACUGAGCAGCAGAUAACACAAAGGGACAAAUAGAUGUAAAAUGUGCUGGCGUGGAACGAGCUCUGAGAGCACUUUUUUCCUGUCUCGCAGUCAGGAGCUGGCUCUGGGGAUGCGACUUCAGGGAGAAAGAAACGCUCUUCAGCGCCGAACGAGAGAAUGAAGAUUUUCUCCUUUUAAAAUUCAUAAACCAACACAGGCUGUAAGUUAAAAAAUAAGGUUCCCCUAUUUACAUAUAUCACUGAAACAACCACAGUGCUUGUUAUGAAUUAUUUAGCAUAAUGCACUUUCACAUCGGCCCUGCUUACUCCGCGGCCUCCUCUCAAUUAGGCGGUUAUGGCAGAGGGGUCAGUAAUAACAGGUCACUUAAAAUGUAAAUAAAAGUGGCAGCGGGAGAUAUACUGGAGCAGUUAUUUAUACUGUUCUAUUGCUGCAAAAGUGUGUUUAUGAAGCCCAGUUCCCAGCAUGUUUCCUUGUCAUGAAAAGAUCUGUUUAGCAAACUGAGCACUGAACAUCGCACAGUGAGAGCAGAAGCGCUGCGUGCGUGCGGGCGCUGGUGGCUGGGGUACAAUGCACAGCCCUGGGGCACACACUGAGCCCUGCCCAUGCCAGGAUCCUGCUCUGAUCCCUGCCCAUGCCAGGAUCCUGCACUGAUCCUUGCUUGUGCUGGGGCCCUGCACCGAGCCUUGCCCAUGUUGAGUUUUAAAGAGGACAGGAUUCCAAGAAGUUGGGAGUGUCCACACGAAGCAACUUAACAUUCUUGAAAAGUACAAUUCAGUGAGGAAACUGUUCUUCAUUUAUAGCCCAAAUUGAUCUCUUUGAUCACAUAGAAAGGUUGGCUUCUAUUUGGGUUUUACAAUGUUUCUUGCUUAGCUGAAGUUUUCGAGAAGUUGUUUAACGUCAAGACAAUGUUCCUGGGCUUGUUGAGCUGCAAGCAGACAGCAGAAUCAGCUCUGCACUGCUCCCUGGCAGCUCUCCCAGCUGGCAGCAGCCGCUGCUCCACUCCAUCCUGCAUGGCACCCCCCAUCCUUGAUCUCUGUUGGAGCAGCUCUCAGCUCUGCGCCUGCAGGAGCAUGACUGCCAGCUCCACUGCGAGCACCUGACACUACAGCACCGUCACUGUGCAUGCAGGAGGUGGCUCCCGGGGGCAGGGCUGGCAGCAGCCCGGUGCCUCGUCCUUCAGCUGAGCAGGAAUUGCGCCAGUCUGCCUGCAUCAUUCCAUUCUACAAUUGUAUUUACCGUGAGCGCGAGUGAAAUGCAUCGAAAAUGAAACUGCUGCCCAGUGGAGCUCCUGGUUAGCAAGCAGCAGUCCCCUGGGAUUGUCUACAGUGCAAAGGGAAGCAGAGAAAGAGGGGCACAAGGUUUCCCCACCGGCCCAACAUGCAUCUUUACAAGUGCAUUUCUGGCUCCAUUUGCCCCUGGGGAAGAUGCAGUUGGCUCAGCUUUGCUUUUCUCUUUGCCUUUGCAAAAGGAAGGUUCUGAAUUAUAAAUCACACAGAGAGGGACAGCUUCAUGAGCAGUGCUGGGGUGUUUCUUCCCCAGGAAAGGCAGGAGGUCCCAGUGGGGCCAGGCUCCAGGUGAUGGGGAGUGAGGCAGCCCCUGACGUGGCCAUGCCCCACGCAGCCCUGCAGCCAGAGCUGACUCUGGGCUUGGAUGUGGUUUUUCCCAUGAACUGUUAUUAGCCCUGUAUGGGAUGGUGAUAAUAACAAGCCAUUAAUAGGAAUCUGUUUGAGUGCCACUGUGUGGCAAGAUCGUAAAUUAACGGCCAUUUCAUUUAUUGUCAUUUUACCUGUAACAAGAUGCUGAUUUUCCUCCUGGGAUAAGGAAAUUGGUCUGUGAGACCCAUAAAUCCUCACCGUGGUGGGAGGCUGGAGCAAGGUGCGGGAUUAAUGGGCUAAUGACACAGACGUGAAGGCUCUUAAAUCGCACUGCAGGCAGGUGCUGGCGGAGCAGCGUGUGCUGUCCCUGGUGCCAGUUGUGCUCCAGAGUUUAAGAGCAGAGUUCCUGCAGGUGUCAGACCAGAAGGAUCCAGAUCUCUUCCCCCAGCACACCCUCACUGUUUGUAUUUUCUGCCCAUGGAAGUACUGUUUUUAAGGGCAGAUCUGUCCAGCCAAAGUGGCCAAGGAUGUCCUGCUGAUCUCCACAUCAUCAGUGGUGCCACGGGCAGAUGCUGCCUGCUCUGCCCACAGCAGCUCAGGGUCAGCCAUGAGGGAGAAUUGAUUACUUCUGCUCUCU